UUUGGAGAUUAGAUUGGAGGUUAGAGAAAUUUGCUUGGGGAUUUUAUUUUAAUAUGCUGUUGCUGUUCACCUAGCUUAAAAUCGAGUUAUAAGUUAUUGUAGAUAAAUCUUUUAUCUCUUUAAAACCUCAAAAUUCAGUGAUUUGGUUAUUUCGGUUAUUGUAUUUUGUAUUUUUAUAAGUUGCACCGUGUGUGGAAGGUGAAAAGAUUCGCCUUCUAAUCUAAGAGUUUCAGAAUGUCAGAUGAAGAAAUCGAAGAGGUGGACAGAUUUACAUAUCUGGGAAGUGUCUUAACAAGAGCUGGAGGAGCUGAUGAAGAUAUGACCACACGAACCAAAGAAGAGGAACUAGCCCUUGAUGAAAAAAUAGCUAGAAUACAGCGCCAGAAUGAAAAAAUAUUACGAAGGCAAAAGGAAAUCGAAGAAGACAAGAGAAUGGCUGAACAACAAAAUGCAACUGUGAAGCUCAAACAACCAACAGGAAAUGUGUCUCGAGAACGAACGCCAGCAUUGAAACCAAGCAAUCGAGAACUGAGACCUGACGUCACCGAGGAUGACCGAGAGUCUUGGUCAAACCAAAGAGCACCUCGAGGCAGCUCUAGAGGCAGAGGAUCCGAGAGAGUACGAGGCCAAGGUGACUGGAAGGGGAGUGGUGGUCCUCCCCCAGACCCUAAGAGUUUCUUGUAUGAUGACGAGCGGGACGGCCCUACACACAGUACGACUAAAGACAACAUGGAGCUUGAACGAGGACGGAGAGACGAGAGAGACAACAGAGACAACAGGGACAAUCGAGACAACUUCCGAGGUGGCGGUGGUCGAGAGUUUCAGAGGGGGUGGAAGAGGGGAGGGUUUGAGCACAGGGGAGAGAGAGGCAGGCGAGGUGGAGGGAGGAUGAAUGAGGAUGAGUGGAGAGCUGAGCGGAUGAAGAUAGACGAAGCAAGAAUACAACGUCAACGAGCAGCCGACGGCAAGUGGCGAAGAGAGUGGGACAAUGACAAACUGCAGCAGGAGCCCCUGGAAGAACCUAGACAUGAAGUAAGGAAAUUCGACCCGCCUCACCAAGAAAAGUGGAGUCCACCAAACCAACACCGUGGUCAGUUUCACACCUCGCCCGAAAGACCAGGCCGUCACCCAAGUCGUGGAGGGACCACCCGUGUCGGGAGAGGAAGAGGGCGUUGUAACCCUCUGGAGCUGGAAAUCCCGCUGGAUGUUAUACCUAGCAAGAUCAGCCCUGCCGGGUUAACUCUUGCAAACAACGCCCCAAAAUCUCCCGCAGCGGCUAUAGCUCGUCCCCCUUCCCCCCACAACAUUUGUAACUCCAGAUUAGUGGAGUGCGUUGGCAACAAUGUCAAAAUAUCCAUCCCUAACAGGGGUGCUGCACAAUCAAGCCCAAAACCUCAGCGUCAACCCCAUGAGACAAGAGGCAGAUACAAGUCACAAACAAGCUACAGCAGUCAGUCAGACGAUGAUACACCCAGAGAACGUAGCAACCGUGGGAGACGGCAGCGAAGUCACAAGUCAACCAAAGAGCCAGAUAAAAUCCAACCCAAUCUUACAUCAGCCAAAGCUAGCUUGGAUCAGUUGCCUGUUCAAAAUAAACCUCCUCUACCUCCAUUCAGGGCUGAGCAUAAGCCGCAAGAAGUGAAAGACCCGGUCGAAGCCAAAGACGGAGAUGAAUCUUGGGAGGAUGUUACAACGAGUGGUACGGAAAGCAUGGGUGAAGAAAUGUCCUCCGUAACUUCUAGUCCCUUGAUGAAGACGAUUGUCAACACAAUGGUUAUAAGUGGAAAACAAAAUGAGGUAACAGACUUUAUACAAUCAGUGGAGUAUUCUCCAAAUCAAGUGUUGGAUGUUUAUGGGAAGAUGAGUUAUGAAGAGUUCUCAAGUUGCUUAGAAAAUAAUAAAGCACAUCAAGGUUUGGGGUUUGGAGUUGUGGAAGUGGAUUACCCUGAUACUGAUACGUCUAGUGUUAAUUUAAGUCUUGACGCUUCUGGUAACAUCCUUCUUGCAGGGAUUUGCUCAGAAGAACUAUUAAUUGGCCAGGAAGAGCAACAGUUCAACACGACCCUUCCAGAGACUCUCACGUUUGAUGAACUAGGACUAGUCGGAGUCAUAGACGAACUUCCGCAAAAUGAACCCGUACUCUUAGAUGAAAAUCCUUUAGAAUUAGUGAACGAACAAGAUGAAAAUCCUUUGAAAUUAUUGGUGGACACAGAUGAAAAUAUUUUGAUAUUAGUGAACGAAGAAGAUGGAAAUACUUUGAAUUUGGUCCCCAAAGAAGAAACUAUACUUGUUGCUGACGAAAGUUUAGAGUUAUCUUCUAACUUGCUAUUACAAAAUGAAGUUGAAAAAGAGAAGGUAGUUGCCGAAACAAAAGUUGAAUAUCAAGAGAACCAACCAAGUGAAGAAAAUAAAAUUGAAAAUAACACUAGUAAAGUUUUGGUUGAUACUGUUGAAGCGAUACAGACAAAGUCAGAUUUGACUAACUCAGAAACAAUGCCGAGCGAGUCCAAUAAAACUCACGAAACUUAAGUUGAUGAAAGUGAGAAUGAACCGCAACCAACUGAAACCGCAGUUGUGAAGUAAAUUUAGAAGGAUUGUCUUAUGUGAUUGUUUGUACACUUACCUUGCGCUCUGUCAACUACAUCUUGGAGUCAAAGCAGUACUGAACAGAGCUUGGAAAAUCUACUGAUAUGUGCCUUUGAUGAUUGACGCUGUAAGCUUGACUGAGGGUUGAAGAUGUGCAGCAGCUCUUCAAUAUGAAAAUUUGAGGAAUUCUGGUUCAAAGACAUCGGAUCAUUAGAGAGGGACCAUAAUGCAACUCACUCCAUUCUACCCUCAUUCUUCAUUCAUUGGGUGGCAAUAAGCCCAGUCUCCUCCGCAUCUUAAUUGGUAAUUAUAAUAAUAAUGUAUCCGUCAGUAGGUAGUCUGUUAUUUAAGCAUCAGACAGUAUUUCAAUGCAGAACAUUAGUAAUCAUUCAUUUUUUUUGGCAAGAACGCAGAACUAGAAGGGGUUGGUUCUUUUAAAUGAAAAUAGAGUGUUAUUAAAUAACCUCUUUAAUCUUUUCAUGGCUGUGUUAAAUUAAUAAUGUUUGAAAAUCAUAAACAAGAAUAUUAAGAAAACCGAAAGAAUUAAGACACUAUAUAUUGGUUUGUUGUUUACAUAGAAAUCAAUAAUUAAUUCAAUUAUUUAUUUUUGUUAAAAAAACACUCAGCUUAAAGAAAGCUACAAAUCAAUUUUCCCUUUUGUAUUGUUCCUUAAAUAAUACUUUUCAGCUCUGAAAUGUUUUUAGAUUAUAGUUUUACGAGGGGACCCACUCGCAAAUUACACAUUUUAAUUAGAUAUAAAACUUAAUUUCAAGGUAAAAUAGUAAUUCAAUACCCUUUAAAAGUGAAGUCUAGAAAUAAUUAAAACACAAGGGAACAAAAGCCCUUAUGAAAAUUACCUUUUUGUUACCAUUCACAGGUGCGCUGUAUCAUAAAAUUUAAAAUCCUUAUUGAAAACCCUUAUUGUAUUAAGUAUUUAAAUUCAUUUUUAUUUAUACUAAAAUGAAUCAUAUAUAAAAUAUUAUGCUAUAUAGCCAAUCAUAAUUUAUUUUAUCGCGUUUUUAGGUUUAUAAGUUUAAAGUGAUUUUUAGUUUAAGUGAUAAAAGUGAUUGCUGAUUUAAGAAGGUUACUUAUAGUAACAGUGAAAUUAUGUCUUAAAACGUUGAGUGCUGACUACAUCAAUUGAUGUAGUCGCACCACCCCCACUACAUUAGUUCAGUAUGAGCUCAGCCAUUGCUAGGGAACGUUAUAAUUGUUGCUAGCCUGUAGCUUAGAAUGUGAGCAUAGUUUUGGUGUAAGAAGCCACAUUACAAAGACACUAACUACUAGGGGUCUGCGGUACAGAAAAAUUUAAGGUUGGUACUGUUCGGUACGGUACAAUAUUUUGUACCUCGGUUCUCUGUACAAAAUCGGUACGGUACGCAGCUAGCCGUAUUUUUGCGGUUUUCUUCUCAGAACUGUAUUUAAAUUAUUAUUUUUAACUUUAAUACAUUUGGCAUUACCAUGAAAAUGGAUAGUAUCCUACAUUCAUGGUUUUCUAACAACAAUUACUGUACCACUCAUUAUUAAAACAAUAGUAUAUUACGUUACUAGUCCUGAAAAUAAAUGUUUACCAGACGAGUGUGGUGUUCCCGUGCGAGACGAAGUCGAGUACGGGAUUACCAUACGAGUCCGGUACACACAUUUUGGACGAGCUACGUACGAUAGUUUACGCCAUACUACUUAAUUCGUACAAAUCCUUAUAUAUUUCCACCUACUAAAGGACUAAACAUCACCAGUCAUAACCUCUAAGAGAGGUUAUGUUUUUGUUUAUAACCAAUCAUUGCCAUGCAAAUACAGUAUAAUCAGCUGAUUGGUGUCCGGUAAAACUCAUUGCAGAACAGUAUUACGCAAUGAAACCCCAUUUGAAUAAGCUGGCGGCAAACAGCUGUUUUCUGGACUAAAUCCUUGCGUGGGAAGUUCGUCAAAAUAAUGUAGUGUGGCGUAAAACCUUUUACUACUACGAGGAUUGGAUUGUGUCAAGAAAAAUCACAGUUAAGAUAAAGGCUUUACCUAUUUUACUCUGAGAUACUUUGAAUAACCAUGAUAAAGUGGUUUUAAAAUUAGGAUAAGAGUUUUUAGGAAUAAACAUGUUUGAAACAUUUAUUGACAAGAUAAUUUCACACAACUGGUAAAUUAUUUCUUAUCAACACAAUGUCUAGUUGUUUUUUUUUUAUUUUUAAAAACAUAUAAAAGCAUUCAGUGUAGUUGCCAGCUGUUCACAGCAGAUGACAAUGAAACACUGGAGGUUAUGAUGAAGUAAUGGCAAAGAGCAUCUUUUUUUAAUCAUCUUCAAAACUAAUUAUAAGAUGGAUACAACUCUUGCAAAGUUUUUUUCUUAAACUAAAAUUUGGAUAAUCACAGAGUAAGAUUAUUGUCUUUUCAUUUACAAAGUUAAUACCCACACAUAUCAAUCAUUAGUUUAUCUCAGGCUCAAUAGAAUUUUCUUAGUAUAUUUUAAAGCUCUUCCAGAGAAUCAAAAGACUCAAGCCUAGACCUAAUUAUUUAGGAGGGCCUAUAUAUAAAUUGGUUAGGUUACAAUGAGGGUAGCAAAAUCACUAUCUAUUUCAUAAGAUUUAGAUUGCAUAAAGCACCUUCAACACAAUAAAAAAUACAGAAAACUAAAAAACAUUUAAGCCUUAAACAGCCACAUCUAACAAUAUAAGACAAGAUACAGAACAUGCAAUGACAUAAUUUAAGACCGGGAAAAAAAAUUAUGCAAACAACAACUAUGAUUGUAGGUUGUCAAUAAAAAGAUAAAA
Molecule: messenger RNA, 5345 nt
Organism: Macrosteles quadrilineatus (aster leafhopper)
Lineage: Eukaryota; Metazoa; Arthropoda; Insecta; Hemiptera; Cicadellidae
Exons: 11
Coding region: 235-2529 (764 amino acids)
Source: RefSeq, a predicted model, not a curated record